AGGGGGGUGGGAGGGAGGAAGAGGAGGAAGGGGGGGUUGUUGGAUUCAACGCGUAAAAUGACCAUGUCGGUCCCGGAGAGGAUCUCGGAGUCUGGAGGAAAAGAAGAGGAGAGCGAGGAUGAGAGUGAGAUCCUGGAGGAGAGCCCGUGCGGCCGCUGGCAGAAGCGGAAGGAGCAGCUCAGUCAGGGGAAUGUCCCUGGCAUCGAGAGUGCUUCCUUGGCCAUGGACACGGAAGAAGGCGUAGAAGUGGUGUGGAAUGAGGUGCAGUUCUCGGACAAGAAGGUCUUCAAGGCUCAUGAGGACCGAAUCAAGGAAAUGUUCGAGAACCUCAUGCAGGUGGAGCACCCCAACAUCGUUAAGUUUCAUAAAUACUGGCUGGACAUGAGGGAGAACCGAGCCAGGGUGAUUUUCAUCACAGAGUACAUGUCCUCCGGAAGUCUUAAACAGUUUUUGAAGAAAACUAAGAAAAAUCACAAGACUAUGAAUGUUAAGGCAUGGAAACGCUGGUGCACACAGAUCUUGUCUGCCCUCAGCUACCUGCACUCAUGUGAUCCACCCAUCAUCCAUGGAAACCUGACCUGCGACACCAUCUUCAUCCAGCACAACGGCCUCAUAAAGAUCGGCUCAGUGUGGCACAGGCUUUUCGUCAAUGUAUUCCCAGAGGCCAUCCAUGGGAACGUGCACCAGCACCGAGACGAGACACGCAAUCAGCACUACUUUGCUCCAGAGUACGGCUUUGCUGACGACGACUACUCCAUCGAUAUAUAUUCUUUCGGUAUCUGUGCUUUGGAGAUGGCCGUUCUGGAGAUUCAGGCCAAUGGUGACACUGCUGUUUCCAAAGAGGCCAUAGCACAUGCUGGGCAGUCACUGGAGGACCCUCUCAUGAGGGAGUUUACGCAGUCAUGCGUGCGCACAGAGGCCAAGAUCAGGCCGACAGCUCAUGACCUGCUGUUCCACAGAGUGCUGUUCGAAGUCCACUCCUUGAAGCUGCUCGCCGCACACUGCUUCAUCAGCAACCAGUAUCUGCUUCCUGAGAAUUGUGUAGAGGAGAAGACCAAGGCUAUAGACCCAAAUGGCAUCAUGGCAGAGAUAAACCACAGCGACCGGCCGGGAAUCCAGCUAAAGUACUCCCAUGUCUCUCCGCUGGAGCUGGACAAGUUCCUUGAGGAUGUUAAGAAUGGGAUCUACCCCCUAAUGAACUUUGCCUCACAGCGGCCGCAUCCUAUUCCACGUGCCCUCUCUCUGUCCCAGGAGCAUAUGGAGACGGUGAAGACUCCAACUCCAGAGCCUCAGGAGACCGAGACCAGGAAGGUUAUCCAGAUGCACUGUAAUUUAGAGGCUAACGAAGAAGGCACCAGGAGUCAUCUUUCUCUGUUUCUGAAGAUGGACGACAAACUGCACCGCCAGCUCAGCUGCGACGUUCUUCCAACUGACCACCCCAGAGAUCUGGCCAGUGAGCUGGUCCACCAUGCAUUUAUAAGCGAGGAUGACUGUGAGAAGUUGGCAUGCUUUUUGGAAGAGGCGCUGGGGAAACACUGGGGUGGGGCUUCCACGUCUCCGUCGUCCAUCGUGUUAAUGCACUGAGUCGCACCGGAGCACUGUUGUGAAGCAGGGAAGUCCUCUGUUGCAAAGCAGGGAAGUCGGCUGGAGCUGGUCUUAAGAGAAAAGAAGCAGGGAGCUGAAGCGUUACCGGAAGUGCAAGAGUUUUAAACGGGGGGGGGGAAGGGGCAGGGGCACAACAUGAAGUCUUGAAGCGAUAGAAUCGAACAGCUCCGAGGUAGCAAGGCUGUACAGAACUCGGACCAUUGACAUUAUCUCAAAACACAACAGGCAUGUUGUUCUUUCACCGGUGAUGAAUCCACCUUGUAUUCCUUUAUAUGUUUGAUAGAUUUUUGUGGACAUUCUCAGUGCCGUUUUAUCAUGCUGGAUGGUAAUACCCAUCCUCUAUCCAAGAAGUUUCUGCCAAAGGAAAAUGCCACAGAAGUAAAGCCUUAGAAGCAAAGGACUUGGAGAAGAAACAAGAAAGGGUACUGCUGGUACAAAUAAUUGGUAGUACAAAUAGUCUCAUGGGUCUGCCAGCCCAUGUGUCUUAAACUGUCAUGGUUUUUUCUUUUCUUUUCUUUUCUUUUUUUUUUUUUUAAAGAUAACUGCAGUGCGUAUUUAUUUAUUGUUUAACUAUUAAACAUGACUAGAAAGUGUGACUUGUAAAACUCCCAGAGAUGGAAACUUUCCCAAUAUGUGAUGUGUUUUAUUCCCUGCAAAAGAAUGAUUGAAUAAAUGCGUGACCAGGAGCUGAUGAAUGUACAGUACUGUAGCAAAGUGCCCUUUGGUUUUCGUUAUAGUCCGAUUGCUUCUCCCAAUGUGAGACCUAAAAUAUCGAAAAGGACUGGUUCUUACCAAGCACAAAGUGCCUAAGUAAGAAAUGAAUGUGUCAAAAGUACACCGAGUGGUAUUGCCAUUAAUCCCUGAGCUUGAUUUGUACAGAUUUGUGGUUCACUGGCAAUAACCUUAGACUUGCUAAACUUCACGAGUAUGCUUUUUAUCUGUGUGUAAUCUAUGCUAAAUAUUCUUAAUACUUAAUAUUUGGGUACUAUCCAUAGAACAAGGGCACACUACGUAAACACCCUUACACUCACUAGCCAUUUUAAUAGGUUUUAACACGUGUCCCUGCCCAUUCAUGCAAUUAUCGAAUCAGCUAAUUGAGUGGCAGCAGUGCAAUAUAUUUCAAUCAUGCCGAUACAGACCGGGUGCUUCGGUUAAUCUUUAAUGUUGAUGUAAAUAGCAAAUGUAAUCUCAGUGACCAUGAAUAUAAUGAGCCAGACGUUGCGGAUUAAAUAUUUAGGAAACCGAUGAUCUGGGACUUUCCUACACAGCAGUCUAGAGCGUUUCCACAGAAUGCUGGGGGAGGGACGAAACAUCCAGUGAGCAACAGUUCUGCGGGUGGAGACGCCUUGUUGAUGAGAGAGAUCAGAAAAGAAAGGCCAGUUUCAUCUGACAGGAAGGAUGCGGUAACGCAAAUAACGCUCACUACGCUUGUAAAGAGUGGUUAUUUGAGUUACCGUAGCCUUCCUGUCCGCUCGAACCUGUCUGGCUGUUCUCCUCUUGACUUCUCACAUCAACUCUCAUCGUCAAACAACGAAGUACUCGCACCAGCCCAUCUAGCAUGACGCUAAGAUAAUAUUUUCCCCCAUACUGAUGUUAACUCAAGCUCUUUAUCGACAUGAUUUUACGAACUGUGCUGCUUCCGCACGAUUGGCUGCACGGCUCUGUGCUCCGAUGGUAUCGGAUAAAAGAAUCUUCCGACCGAUUAAAAGUAAUAGAGCAGAAAUCUGCCAAGCUGCUGUUGAAAGAAUGGUUUAGUAGAAACCUUUAGGAUAUAGCAAAUGAGUUCUGCCAUUGUACCUGGAACAUUUUGACUUGUAGAACACUUAUCACGCACUAUCAAACGUGACCAAAGUAGCACCAUUUUUCUGUGAACUGGACUUUCUAGUCCAAGCCUACAGGCACUUUAUAAUGUGAAAUAUAUCCCUUCAUACGAUUGAUAAAAAUUCGUCACGAUAUGACGUUUAACAUGUUGGAUGAGAAGGAAUCCCUCCAUCAAGGUUAAAAGGGCUGUUCUUAGUUUUGAGUUUGCAUCAUAUGCAGCAGUAUUUGCAAUGUUUGUUCCGUUAAAGCGCCGUUUACAUACACAUAUGUAUAUGGAAACCAAGUGAGUUACAUGCCAAAAGAACACUGGAAUCAAUACUGGCAGCUGGGGUUGGAGUAGAUGAAUUCAAAAGAAGCCUCUGGAAAAAUCUUACUAGGAUUUUUGGUUUGGGGUUUUUUUUAUUGUAUAAUUGCAAAUCAGUAUUGUGGGGUUUUUUUUUUUGUUUGUUUGUUUGUUUGUUUUUUCUCAUGCCGUUUAUGCCAACGCUAUCAAAAAUAUUUCCUUAAUAUUAAUUGUUUUAGCUAGAAGACCACUUUUUUUUUUUUUUAGUUUUAGUACAAUAAUAUCGCCCCUGAUAAACCUGGAUAUUUCAGUGAUUCCUCAUUUGGACUUCAGGGAGAUUUCAGUGAUAGUACCACAUUUGUGAAUGGCUUUGGCUCUGAAAGGUUUCCAUUUAUCUCAAUACUUUUGCAUGUCAGAACCUGAAUGUUUUUUUUACCAAGUUUUUUGGUAAAGUUGUAUGUGGAAGCGUAGUAUAUGACCAGCCACCACAUCAUUUUGAUAUAAUUGUAACCUUUGAUCAUUUUCCGGAAGGACAGGUAAUUUAAUUUUUAAAAAAAAAAUUUUAAAAACCUUCUCAAUUAUAUCCUGAAUCAUUUUAGCAUCAACCUGAAAUCCUGGACAUUGUGGAAAGUAGCUAUAGUAUGAUAUAUAGAUAAAGGAAGAAAUUCAUGUGUAUAACAAUGAUUGGUGACAUCCUCCCAGGCCUUGGUUAGAUAGUUCUCUGUACAUUCGGCUUUUCUGAUUUAUGCAAUUUUUAUUUUUAUUUGUGUCAAAUAUUGUCUGUUAUUCAAAUUGCUCAAUAAAAUCUUAAGAAUCAUAAAAUA
Molecule: messenger RNA, 4533 nt
Organism: Ictalurus furcatus (blue catfish)
Lineage: Eukaryota; Metazoa; Chordata; Actinopteri; Siluriformes; Ictaluridae
Gene: nrbp2a
Product: nuclear receptor binding protein 2a
Exons: 18
Coding region: 58-1584 (508 amino acids)
Biological process (GO): intracellular signal transduction; protein phosphorylation; endoplasmic reticulum to Golgi vesicle-mediated transport
Cellular component (GO): cytoplasm; endomembrane system
Molecular function (GO): protein serine/threonine kinase activity; ATP binding
Source: RefSeq, a predicted model, not a curated record